This is a messenger RNA of Candidula unifasciata, 1341 nucleotides long. The record is from the annotation of a GenBank genome assembly. Lineage: Eukaryota; Metazoa; Mollusca; Gastropoda; Stylommatophora; Geomitridae.
AUGCUGAAUAAAGUGAAAGCGUUUUUCCAGGAUGUUUCCUGUUCACAGGAUGCGCUUUUGGCCUUUCUUGGCCUCUCUGGUGUUAGUGAUUGUGUUUUUCUGCAAAUUCUUCAUAUUGCCUUGCUUUCGCGGCUGGAAGAAAAGGAGGCCAGAUUGAAGGAAAGCAACUCCGUAGGCAGGCAACUGCAGGGAAGGAUGUUCAAAAACGUUAUAUCAGAGAUGGAAGAAAGGAUAAAGAAUUCUCACCGCUUUGAUAAAAGCGGGACUUAUUAUGUAUUGGACAACUUUUUAUCCUCGGAGCAUGUCAUUCUAGGCCGGGGUGAAUAUGACGUCAGCAUUGUUACCCAGAGUUCUUCUGGUCACCUGCAUGACCUGACUGAACUUAGUGAACGAUGGAACGGACCUAUUUCUGUAUCUGUAUUUACAUAUGACGACGAUUUUGUCAAUACUAUCUCUAGUCUAGUUCAUUUUCAUUUCUGUAAUGAUCACAUCUACCGCCACGUCAGCUUUCAUUUAGUUUACCCAAUCAGUCGUGCCCCGAAACACCUCGACGGUUUAGCGUUGUUGCGACUUUCUUGUCAUGACCAUAGACAGACAUACGCUACGAACAAGACAACCUUAGAUGGUACGAAUUAUGCAAAGGAAGACUUAGAUUACCCGAACAACUUACUAAGAAACCUAGCCAUUAAUUACGCUCAGACACCAUAUAUAUUCAUGAUUGAUAUCGAUUUCUUGCCAUCUGACAAUCUUCGAGCUGAAUUUCAGCAGUUCAUGUCCACAAAUCCAAGUUUAGUUCACAAUCUAAAUACUAGUAUUACUGAUCAAUAUCUGAACACACAGCAGUCAUUGUCCGCUUUUGUGGUCCCAGCUUUUGAAAUUCAGCAUUCUGAACCAGUCCCUAGACAUAAGACACAACUGCUACAGUUAUGGUUGGAAGGGCGUGUGAGGCCUUUCUAUUGGGAGCUAUGCCAGCAGUGCCAACAGCCAACAAACUAUGAUGCGUGGAGAGCUCUGAGCUCCGGGGGACCUCUUUCUGUUGGAUACACGGUGGAAAGAAGGAGUAUUUGGGAACCGUUUUAUAUCGCCCGGACAUCGCUUCCGUUAUACGAUGAACGGUUUAAGCAGUAUGGAUACAAUCGGAUUAGCCAGGUGUGUGAGAUGCAUAUAGCUGGAUUCAAGUUCCAUGUUCUCAACAACGCUUUCAUUGUACACAAGGGCUUCAAGGUGAAGGACGGUUUCCAUGGCAGCAAGGGGGCAGAGAACAGACGGAACAAGCAACUAUUUUUGAAGUUUCAGGAAGAGCUCAAAGUGAAAUACCCUCAUGAAAGCAAGCGGUGCUGA